Bursaphelenchus xylophilus (pine wood nematode) is the source of this 2004-nucleotide messenger RNA. The record is from the annotation of a GenBank genome assembly. NCBI's taxonomy places the organism in Eukaryota, Metazoa, Nematoda, Chromadorea, Rhabditida, Aphelenchoididae.
AUGGCUCCGAUCGCAAACGUUGGAAUGGGCAGGAACGGGUUAAGGCUCAUUUUAAUACAUCUCCUAAGUAUCCGUACCGUUCAGACUUCGAUCGAGAUUCCGAUUGGUAUAAGGUUGCUCGUUGAUCGUAGGUAUAAUAGGGACGUAGGCGGUUCAGGGUCAAGGCUACCAACCGUUAUAUACAUAAUUAUUAUAUAAUCAUGCCGUAAUGUAAAUUCAGUCGAUUUCCCAUUCCUCUUCGGCACAUCCAUGCAACAGAUGUACGCCAAAUUCUCGUUAAAUACGGCCGAGAUCAGCGUGUUGGACGACGACUGUGGAAAUGCGUAUGGUAAAUGCCGUUCGUAUUGCCAAGAUCGUAAGACUUGAAUUUUGUCGUACUUGCUUUGUCGACUACAAGCACUUUCGUCAAUUUUCAGACAGUUUUUGCCAUUUAUAUUGCAGUCCAAUCUGUUGCAUCGCAAAAGCUUGGCGGGACAAGAAAUGCGAGACCAACUUUGAGGGUUAUCAUCGCAAUUCGACGGCAUUAAAAAUAUUGAAAGACUAUUGGCGCGAUAUGGACCUACAACGCUAUGGAGUUUGGGCGGAGGAUGCGAUAGGCUUCAGACAGCCCGAUGGGACUUUUAUUGAUGCCGGAGUUCAACGGUUUGCCUUGCAAACGGUCAACACCUUCGAUAACAUCGAUUAUCCUAUGACGUAAGUCGUAUAACAAACGUAGGCACAAUAGGGAACGAUAGGUUUUAUUGAAUGGACACAAGAAUAAUACAACCGCUCAAGAGGAGGGAGACAACGACUUCUGAUUGUGAGAAUAGGGGAAAUCUAUCUGAUAAAGACUUUGUCGUUUGAUUCUAUGCAAAUUCGUGGGAAAGAAUUGGCGGUUUCAGUGAAGUCGCCAACAAGUCGCGUAGCACGUCAAUCCAAAAUAGAAGAAAAAAUUUCCCGCCCCUUUUUUGGUGAUUCGUUCAAAAUCCGAUAAAACGCAUUUUCUUAUCUUUCUUCUUCCUUUUCGAGAAAAAAACAAUUAUUUCGGGCGAGAAAAAGUGCCGAUAAUUUCGCGACAUUUCGUCUCUCUUUUAAACCAAUGAAAACGGUACGAAGUUUCGAAACGGUUCAGGAAAUGCGCUGGAUUGACGUGCGUAGCCUAUUUGAAGUCAAGGCAUCCAUGGUUUUAUGUCAGUCUGUCGGGGGAAAACGUGGAUUUGUCGCAGCAAAGCAUCGCGAUGCUUUGCUGCGACAAAAUCCACGAUGCAUCGCAGUGGCUCAUUAUUUUCCCAACUGACCAAUAUAAUCCUUUGGCAAUAAGUACAGCUUGCAGGGCAAGCAUCGGUCUUGGGCGGAACCCUGACAGGAAGAAUUUCGUUCGAAUGCUGUAUGACAAAGGGCACAUUGAGGAGGAAAAAGCUACGAUUGCGUUCCCAUCUGACCUAGGCAUGAUGGUAUUCGGAAAAUCGGAGAUUCACAACUGUAGCCCAAAAUGGGAGGAAGUCAAGUUGUUUGGAACUCGCGAAUGGAUGUUUGAGGCCAUCAAGGUGUCGUUCUUCGACUACACCUCUGAACACAAUUAUAAGGUAACGGUUUUGCAGGUCAUUUGACCUUUGACGUCACGCUCAUAUCUUUUCUCUCCUAAAAACGCAUAUCUUUCAGAUAAUCCUCAUGGAAAGCGGUCUGAAAAUGCCUAGACAUGUUCUCGUACAGUUUAUAAACAACGGUUUCCUGGUUCCCUUUGACAACGUCGAACAAGGGAAUAUCUACAGUCUUAAUUUAACCAACCACAACAAUCUAAACUACGAAUUCAUGCUCAAUUCUAAUUUUACACUACACAUAAAUGAGUCCUCCUUGAAUGACGGACCCUUCACGGAUGUGGAUACGCUUUCAGUGACCGCAAUUGAUCCCAAUCCAGAUAACGUGGAAUGGAUGUUCGGGAUGUUGGUGUUUAGAGAAUAUUGCGUUCACUUAGAUUACAAAAAUAACAUGUUGGGCUUCUCAAAGCUGAGCCGGACAACCUGA